Messenger RNA from Colletotrichum karsti, 1026 nucleotides. RefSeq lists its product as uncharacterized. Bases 1 to 1026 code for a protein of 341 amino acids. NCBI's taxonomy places the organism in Eukaryota, Fungi, Ascomycota, Sordariomycetes, Glomerellales, Glomerellaceae. The transcript has 2 exons. The record is from RefSeq and is a predicted model, not a curated record.
AUGACAAGCUCCAUCAACCUUCCGCCCUUGAAUGCAGGAGCAUUGGGUCUGACGAUGAAGGCUUGCUGUGCAAAAGCUCAGAUGCCACCCAAGGACCUGUCAUUUGCCGGACAGACUGCCAUCAUCACGGGAUCCAACAUCGGCAUAGGCUUGACUGCCGCAAGGAUGCUUCUGGAGAAGAACCUAUCCCAUUUGAUAAUGUCGGUCCGUUCCGCAAAUAAGGGAGAGGCCGCCGCCUCUGAACUCCGGAAGAAGUUCCCCUUCGCCAAGAUAGAAGUCUGGUCGCUGGACAUGCUCUCCUACGACUCCAUCCAGAAGUUCGCCGCCAGGUGUUCCGCACUGCCGCGCAUAGACUUCGUCAUCCUCAACGCCGGUGUCGCGAAGGAAACCUUCGAUCUUGCCCCGACCGGCCACGAAGAGUCUAUCCAGGUGAACUACCUAUCGACUGCGCUGCUCGCUAUCCUUCUUCUGCCUGUGCUGAGAGCCAAGAAGAUCGACGGGAAAGCUCGCACACUGUCCAUCGUCAACUCCGGCACGGCCAUGAUGACGAAGUUCAAGGAGCAUGGAAAUGUCCCGCUCUUACCCUCCUUUGACGACGGGAAGACCUUCGACCUACUCGACCGAUACGCGGUGUCCAAGGUUUUGGGCCACCUCUUUAUGGUCAAACUUGCUGAAAGCGUCAGGAAGGAGGACGUGAUCGUGAACUUGGUCGACCCUGGCUUGACUAAAGGAACGAACCUGCACGGCGGUUUGAGCGCACCGAUACGGGCUAUCAUGGGAGUAGCCAAAACCAUGACCGGAAGACCAAUCGAACAGGGAGCAUCGACUUAUAUUCAAGCUGUCACAAGGGGAGAAGAAACCCACGGCAGCUUCCUCAUGGACUGGACCAUCACCCCAUUCGCCUCUAUCAUUUACACACCGGAAGGAAAGGCUGCGACAGAGAGAUUGUGGACCGAGACUCUGGAUGACCUCGAGUUCGCAGGGGUUCACUCGAUCCUUAGCUCUAUGCAGUCGGGUUCAAGAUAA